Nicotiana tabacum (common tobacco) is the source of this 5709-nucleotide messenger RNA. NCBI's taxonomy places the organism in Eukaryota, Viridiplantae, Streptophyta, Magnoliopsida, Solanales, Solanaceae. The record is from RefSeq and is a predicted model, not a curated record.
AAUGAGCUGUAUCCUAAAUUAGUUCAGGAUGUCCAGUUGAUGAUAAAAGAGCUUGAAAAUGUAACAGUCCUCUGGGAGGAAUUAUGGCUCAGCACGCUUCAAGAUCUUCAUGCAGAUGUAAUGAGGCGUAUAAAUUUGCUGAAAGAGCAGGCUGCACGAAUUGCAGAAAACCCGACUCUUAGCCAUGGAGAGAAGAACAAGAUAAAUGCUGCAAAGUACUCAGCCAUGAUGGCUCCUAUUGUUGUUGUCCUAGAGCGUCGUUUUGCUUCUACUUCUCGUAAACCUGAAACCCCUCAUGAAAUGUGGUUCCAUGAGGUUUACAAGGAACAAAUAAAAUCUGCUAUCGGAACUUUCAAAACCCCCCCUGCAUCUGCUGCAGCUCUUGGGGAUGUUUGGCGACCAUUUGAUAACAUCGCUGCAUCCUUGGCAUCUUAUCAAAGGAAAUCCUCAGUAUCACUAGGAGAAGUAGCACCACAACUGUCUCUUCUGUCAUCAUCUGAUGUUCCAAUGCCUGGUCUUGAGAAGCAGAUUACAGUUUCUGAAUCCGAAGGGGGACUUAAUACUUCUUCCAGUGGAAUUGUCACAAUUGCUUCGUUCUGUGAACAGGUGGCUAUUUUAUCUACCAAGACAAAACCUAAAAAGAUCGUUAUAGUAGGCUCUGAUGGGGAGAAGUACACAUAUCUGUUGAAAGGGCGUGAAGAUCUGCGGCUUGAUGCCAGAAUAAUGCAGCUGCUACAAGCAGUUAACAGUUCUCUGCAAUCAUCAUCUGCAGUACAGAGUCGGUCUGUCUGUGUUCGCUUCUACUCUGUCACACCUAUUAGUGGUCGAGCUGGUCUCAUCCAGUGGGUGGAUAAUGUAGUAAGUAUUUAUAGUGUCUUUAAGGCAUGGCAGAGUCGGGUCCAGCUGGCAGAACUUUCUGCGCUAGGUGCUAAUGCAAAACAGACAGUUCCUCCACCUGUUCCUCGGCCAAUGGACAUGUUUUAUGGUAAGAUCAUACCUGCACUUAAGGAGAAAGGCAUAAGAAGAGUAAUAUCAAGAAGAGAUUGGCCUCAUGAAGUUAAACGUAAGGUACUUUUGGAUCUGAUGAAGGAAGCCCCUAAGCAACUUCUAUACCAGGAACUUUGGUGUGCGAGUGAGGGAUUCAAAGCAUUCAGCUCGAAAUUAAAGAGAUAUUCAGGUAGUGUAGCAGCCAUGAGCAUCGUUGGCCACAUUCUAGGCCUUGGGGAUCGUCAUUUGGAUAAUAUUCUUAUGGAUUUUUGCUCUGGGGAUAUCGUGCAUAUCGAUUACAAUGUCUGCUUUGAUAAAGGGCAAAGAUUAAAGAUCCCAGAAAUAGUGCCUUUCCGCCUGACCCAGACAAUUGAAGCAGCUCUAGGUUUAACUGGCAUAGAGGGUACAUUCAGAGCUAAUUGUGAAGCUGUUCUUGGUGUUCUAAAGAAGAACAAGGACAUAAUCUUGAUGUUACUUGAGGUCUUUGUGUGGGAUCCUCUAGUGGAAUGGACACGUGGAGACUUCCAUGAUGAUGCAGCAAUUUUUGGGGAGGAAAGGAAGGGGAUGGAUCUUGCUGUCAGCUUGAGUCUAUUUGCCUCCCGCAUGCAAGAAAUUCGUAUUCCCCUGCAGGAGCAUCAUGAUCUUCUACUGUCUACCUUACCAGCUGUUGAAUCUGGUCUUGAGAGAUUUAUAAACAUCAUGAAUCAGUACGAAGUUAUCUCUGCUCUUUACCGUCAUUCUGACCAAGAGAGAUCUAACCUUGUUCAAAAUGAGACAUCUGCGAAGUCACUUGUUGCUGAAGCUACUUCUGCUUCAGAGAAAAUCCGGGCUUCUCUUGAAAGGCAGGCUCGAGAAUUGGCACAAGCUCAAGCUGUGGUAAUGGAGAAAGCUCAAGAAGCAACAACUUGGAUUGAACAGCAUGGGAGGGCCCUUGAUGCUCUAAGAAGCAGUUCCAUCCCAGAUAUCAGUGCAUGCAUAAAGCUGAGUGGUAAAGAAGAAUCUCUAUCUCUUGUAUCUGCUGUUCUAGUUGCCAGGGUUCCUUUGACCGUUGUCCCUGAACCAACUCAAGCUCAGUGCAAUGAUAUAGAUAGAGAAGUUUCUCACUUAGUUACUGAGCUGGAUCAUGGACUUUCUUCAGCAAUAUCAACUAUCCAAUCGUAUUCUUUGGCUUUGCAAAGGAUCUUGCCAAUCAACUACCACACCUCCAGUCCGAUCCAUGGUUGGGCUCAAGUUCUUCAGCUUGCUAUGAAUACGCUGUCUUCUGACAUUUUAUCACUCAGCCGAAGACAGGCUGCUGAACUUAUUGGAAAGGCACAUGCUGAUGGUAUGGAUUCUUUUAAGAAUAGAUAUGAUGAUCUUUGCCUGAAAGUGGGUCAGUACGCAGCAGAAAUAGAGAGAAUGGAAGAAGAGUGUGCAGAGCUCGUUCACUCAAUUGGGCCUGAGAGUGAAUUAAGAGCUAAAAAUAGUCUCCUAUCUGCUUUCAUGAACUACAUGGAGUCUGCUGGUCUUGAGAGGAAGGAGGAUGCUGGUCAGUCAGGAUCUUCAGAUCCCGGAGGCUCACAGGAUGGUGGUUGGCACGGAAACUUUCAAGAGACCAAGGAAAAAGUUCUAUCAGUUUUAAAAGCAGCUUCUAGUUCUCUAUAUGAUGAUGUUAAGCACAAAAUACUCGAAAAGUUGAGUCAUUUCACUAGGAGAAGACACACAGACAUAAUGUUGUGCUCUGAUCUUGGAACCUUUUUCUCUGAGUUUGAGGAGCAAGUGGAAAAAUGCAUGCUUGUAGCAAAGUUUCUGAAUGAACUUAUGCAGUAUGUCAGCAUGGAUUAUAGGAGUAUUGACACUUCUGAAUCUUUAUCUGAUAGUAAUUGGACUUCAAAUUUCAAAGCCAGUCUGUUUUCCUGUAAAAACUUGGUGGGCCAAAUGGUUGAAGUUGUCCUUCCAGAGGUCAUCAGAUCAGUAAUUUUGUUCAAUACGGAAGUUAUGGAUGUGUUUGCAUCACUCUCGCAAAUCAGGAGAUCUAUAGAUACAGCAUUAGAGCAGCUUAUUGAGGUGGAAAUGGAGAGGGCUUCUUUGGCUGAGCUUGAACAGAAUUACUUUGUUAAGGUUGGUCUCAUCACUGAGCAGCAGUUGGCUCUUGAAGAAGCUGCUGUUAAGGGUAGAGACCACUUAUCUUGGGAAGAGGCCGAGGAAUUAGCCUCUCAAGAAGAAGCAUGUAGAGCACAACUUGACAAGCUCCACCAAAGUUGGAACCAGAAGGACAUGCGAACUUCAUCUCUUAUACAGAAAGAAGCAACCAUUAGAAGUUCUCUGGUUUCUUUAGAACAGAAUCUGCAAUCUAUGAUCACUCAUGAACAUGAUAAGGAACUACAUCUUUUCAGAAGCAGAGCUCUUCUGGCUGCACUAAUGCAGCCCUUCUCUGAGUUGGAGGCAGUUGAUCGAGAAUUGUCAUUGCUUGGGGCACCUGUUGAAUAUGGUUCAACUGGGAUUUCUCACCUAAAGAAUUUAUUUAAUUCAGGAUGCCCGCUAUCUGAAUAUAUUUGGAAAUUUCCUGCCAUAUGGAGCAAUCAUGCAUUUUUUGUGUGGAAGGUUUAUAUAGUCGACUCUUUUCUUGAUUCCUGUACACAAAAUAUAGCUUUACAAGCUGAUCAAAGUUUGGGAUUUGAUCAGCUUGUAAAUAUAGUGAAGAAAAAACUUGAAGUCCAGCUUCAAGAAAAUGUUGAGCAGUACUUGAAAGAGAAAGUUGCACCUGUUUUAAUAACAAGAUUAGAGAAAGAAAGUGAAUUUUUGAAGCAAGAGACAGAGUCAACAGAAGAUCUUACUUGUGAUCAAGGGAAUAAUAACUUUGCAGCUGUAAGAGAUGUGCGAGUCAUGCUUGAGGAGUACUGCAAUGCACAUGAAACUGUCAGAGCAGCAAAAUCAGCUGCUUCCCUCAUGAAGAGGCAGGUGAGUGAGUUGAAGGAGGCUUUUCUUAAGACCAGCUUCGAAAUUGUUCAGAUUGAAUGGAUGCAUGAUAGAAAUGCUAGUCUGUUGCAAAGAAGAAGGCUGAUAUCUCAUAAGUAUCUUUCAAGUGAUGCCAGACUUCUUCCAGUUCUUCUAAACAUCAGCAGACCUCAAUUGCUUGAGAAUUUUCAAUCUUCCAUUGCAAAAAUAGCUAGAUCGCUGGAAGGCCUGCAAGCCUGCGAGAGAACUUCUGUCACAGCAGAAGGGCAGCUUGAGAGAGCUAUGAGCUGGGCUUGUGGAGGUGCAAGCUCAACUUCUGCUGGAAGUACUGUGGCAAGGAAUCCAGGAAUACCUCAGGAAUUCCAUGAUCAUCUAAUGAGGCGCCAACAGUUAUUAUGUGAAGCUCGAGAAAAGGCAUCAGAUGUGAUGAAACUUUGCAUCUCAGUAUUGGAGUUUGAAUUAUCGAGAGACGGCUUUUUCCAGACUUCAGAAGAAUUUUAUCCAUCGAGGAGCAUUGCAGAUGGCAGGACCUGGCAGCAAGCUUACGUAAAUGCUCUGACAAACUUGGACGUUACUUUUCAUUCCUUUACGCGUACUGAACAAGAAUGGAAACUUGCACAGAGCAACAUGGAGGCUGCUUCAAGUGGUUUAUUCUCUGCAACUAACGAACUCUGUGUUGCAUCUGCUAAAGCUAAGUCAGCAUCAGGUGAUCUGCAAAGCACUCUGCUUGCGAUGAGGGAUUGUUCCUAUGAAUUAAGUGUGGCACUAUCUGCAUUUGGGGGCAUUACAAGGGGGCGUACUGCUUUGACAUCUGAGUGUGGUUCGAUGCUCGAAGAGGUUCUGGCGGUAACAGAAGGUGUGCAUGAUGUUCACAGUAUAGCAAAAGAGGCAACUGCUUUGCACUCGUCUCUCAUGGAAGAUCUAUCAAAGGCAAAUGGCAUCCUACUUCCACUUGAAUCUUUAUUAUGUAAGGAUGUUGCUACCAUGACUGAAGCUAUGACAAAGGAAAGAGAGGCAACUAAGGAAAUAUCUCCUGUUCAUGGACAAGCUAUAUUCCAGUCUUAUCAUGUUAAAGUUGAAAAAACUUAUGAAGUUUUUAAGCCCUUGGUUCAAUCUCUCACAAUCUCUGUCGAGGGACUUUAUUCAAUGUUGACCAGGCUAGCCCAAUCCGCAAGUCUGCAUGCAGGAAAUCUUCAUAAGGCACUUGAGGGGUUAGGAGAAAGCCAGGAAGCAAGGUCAGAGGAUCUCAAUUCCUAUAGGCCAGAUCUUGCUGAUCAAUAUGAAGGCAAGAAUGAAAUCUUCUCCCAAUCAGACAGAAAAAGCAGCACAGAUUUUCUUGAUGUUAGUGGACUGUCUUUGCAAGAUAAGGGAUGGAUAUCUCCCCCUGAUAGCAUGACCAGUAGCAGCUCAGAGUCUGCAGCUACAUCAUCUCAAGUUAGUCUUGCCAAUAGUUCCAAUGGCCCAGACUUGACCGAUCCAAUUACUCCACAUUGUUUUGAUGACACAGAAAGAAGAGAAUACUCACAUAAUGUUUCCUCAGUUGGAAGUGCACUUCCAGGAUUGCCACAGCCGGAAUCUGAAAAGACACAGGAGACGUUUGAGAUGAAACUUUUGCUUGGAAAUGAAGAACCUUUGUCAAGCAAAGACAAGGUUGAGGAGGCUGCUCAUGAAACUUCAUUUAUCAAUAUAGAGGCUGCAAGCAGAACAACCAGAGGUGAGGAUUUAUCAACAGUUUCUGUCCAAUUAUUACUGAAUGUUCAUAAUGUCUAAACUUGACCUUUUAGG